Lachnellula hyalina is the source of this 1440-nucleotide messenger RNA. RefSeq names its product Meiosis-specific transcription factor (gene NDT80). NCBI's taxonomy places the organism in Eukaryota, Fungi, Ascomycota, Leotiomycetes, Helotiales, Lachnaceae. Gene Ontology annotation, molecular function: DNA-binding transcription factor activity; DNA binding. Bases 1 to 1440 code for a protein of 479 amino acids. Gene Ontology annotation, biological process: positive regulation of transcription by RNA polymerase II; meiotic cell cycle. Gene Ontology annotation, cellular component: nuclear chromosome. The transcript has a single exon. The record is from RefSeq and is a predicted model, not a curated record.
AUGACAUAUCGAUACAGCAACGCAUCGCCUGGGUUGGCUCCACCAACACGCUCUCCAGCGUUACCUCAUCCAGGGACGCCAUUAGCAACCCGGGACCUAUACACAGGUACAACACCACAGCUCCGACGAACGUCGGAUCUGCUCUCAAGAUCUCCCUCCUCAAUUUCUGGAGGACUGCGCGGUGUGCCAUUGUCACCGUCGUCAAGUGGUUUCGCGAGUCCAACCAAUAUGGAAGGCUCACUUGGAGGCACUGCAUGCCCCCCCUUGAAUGCAACUGAAUUGAUCUAUGAGAUCCAGACUGGAGAUGGGCAAAAUUUAAGACCAGAGAUCUUCGGAAGAAUUGACAAGGGAUUUUUCCAGGCAGACGGCGAUUGGACAUGUUACAGAAGAAAUUACUUCUCUCUUAACUGUUCUUACACCCUUCAACCAGCACUUCCAACUGGGACCAUCUUUCUUGCGCAGAAUGGACAUAAAGGAUAUCAGGUUUAUUCAUUUGCAAUGUCGAUAGCUGCAGUUGUGGAUGGAAGGGACGGAAAAUCCAUUGAACUCGUCCAACAUACCCCCAAACGAGACAAGGGGCCCCAGGAAAAGCCAGGUCGAGUCACGCUGGCACCACGACCUCCAGCUUUACAUGGGAUGUAUGGUGAUGGCGGGCUUGGAAGCUCUUCUCGGGGAGGGAGUCUUUAUGAUAAUCCCGGUUUCGGUCAAAAUCCGAACCAACCGCAAGUGGAGGCGACGUUUGAGCGCAUUCAAUUCAAGAAUGCUACAGCUAAUAACGGCAAACGACGAGCUGCGCAGCAGUAUUAUCAUCUCCUUAUCGAGCUAUUUGCGGAUGUAGGUCAGCAGCACCCAGAUCGCUUCGUGAAAAUCGCAUUCCGAAUGUCUGCCCCAAUGGUCGUCCGUGGUCGAUCGCCAGGUCAUUAUCAGAGUGAAAGAAGAGGAAGCAACGCCAGCACUGGACCUGGAUCUGGCGGCGCCGGAGGUGCUGGCUCAUAUACUCCAAGUGCCGGAACGUCGCGAACACCAGGCGACAUGAACAUGUCCGGUACAUCCUCAAUGCAUCCGGGCUCUAGCUACGGAAAUUCAUACGAUAACCGGUCACAUCAUUACCGGGCGCAUAUCGCCCCAUUGCAAAUUCCAAUGGAGCCAGUGCUGUCCGCUGAAGAGGCAAAGAGCAUUGAAGAAUCACCCGGCUACCUCUACUACCCUGGCCCGAUCUACGAAGGAAGCCACCACGAGGCCCGUUAUCAACUUCCCAGCAUGUCAGACUAUACUACGUCGAAGGUCAAGCAGGAGUACGGUCAAGGUGGCUACGUCCUCCCCAGCUUAGCAAGCACACAGGAUAGCUUGAACAGGCAUUGUGGGCGCUGGGAGGGAACCGCAGAAUCCAAAGGAUAUUACCCAACAUCGCUGAUCCAGCAAGAGCUGAACAUCAGCUAG